UCCACUUUACUUCUGCCACUUCAGCUCGAACCAUUUCUAUGUCCCGCAGCAGUUUUAGUUUUUAGCUCCAUUCUCGCAGACAUGUCUCCACUAAAUUGGUUACAUGUCUGUCUUUUAUUCAUCGUGGCUGCGACCUUCGCCUCUGCUGACAAGCUGACAGCAGCCACCGUGUACUGGGACCCCGAUCACAAGCUUGUCAAGUUAAAGGAAGGGGUGAUGGAGGUCAACGGGGAUGCUUAUGGGUUCCUGAAUGACACCCUAUCCAGUACAGGCUGGAGUGUCCUUGAGAUCCGAGCAGGGUAUGGAGAGACUCCUGAAACAGAUGAGAUCACUUUCUUCCUGGCUGGCUACCUCGAAGGCUUCCUGACCGCCCAGCAGAUGAUGGACCACUACACCAACAUGUACCCGCAGCUAAUCACCGACCCAAAGAUGCUCGACCCAGUUCAGAAAUUUAUGGAGGAGCAGGACUCAUGGGUCAGACAGCAGGUGAACAAGAGCGCCGAUCCUCUGUGGAAACACGCCGGCUUCAUCAUAGCUCAGCUGGACGGAUUGCAUGCAGGAGUAGCAGCGUGGGCCGAGAAGCAAGGGAAGAAGCCGCUGACGCUGUUUGACGUCCAGUUCCUGAACGCGGUGGGAGACCUGCUGGAUCUGAUCCCAGCCCUGGUCCCCAGCUCCUACCAUUCACUCAGAGACUUCAAACUUCCAGGGAUGGGCCACUGCUCUGCACUCAUCAAGAUGCUGCCGGGGUACGAGAACCUCCUGUUCGCUCAUUCCAGCUGGUACACGUACGCUGCUUCGAUGCGGAUUUACAAACACUGGGACUUUCACAUCACAGAGCCCCAUACAGCCACUGGAAAACUAUCCUUUAGCAGCUACCCUGGGUUCCUUAUGUCGCUGGAUGACUUCUAUCUCUUGGGAAGUGGUCUGAUGAUGACGCAGACGACCAACGUUGUCGUCAACUCCUCCCUUUUUGAAACAAUCACCCCAAAUAGCCUACUGGCCUGGCAGAGGGUCAGGCUGGCUCACAGUUUGGCAAAAACUGGAGAAGAAUGGGCCAAAACCUUUUCCAUGUAUAACUCUGGAACCUACAACAACCAGUACAUGGUGUUAGACAGAAGCAAAGUGAAGCUGGGCCACAGUCUCGACGACGGUGCGCUGACUGUGGUGGAGCAGAUCCCCAGCUUGGUGGAGUACUCGGACCAGACACAGACUCUGCGCAGAGGUUAUUGGCCGUCCUACAACAUUCCUUUUCAUCGGAAGAUCUACACAAUGAGUGGUUACGUGGAAAUGUGGGAGCUGCACGGAGAGGACUUCUCCUAUGACCUCUGUCCCAGAGCCAAGAUCUUUCGCCGUGACCAGUGUGACGUUAAGGACCUGGAAUCCUUGAAGCACAUCAUGAGAUUCAAUGACUACAAGAAGGAUCCGUACUCAAAGGGUGACCCCUGCAAGUCCAUCUGUUGCCGUAAAGACCUGCGAGGAGAGGAUCCUUUACCAGGAGGCUGCUAUGACACUAAGGUGACAGAUUUCCACUUGGCUGGGGAUUUCCGUGCGGAGGCGGUGAACGGGCCGACAACACAGGACGGACUCCCGCCGUUCUCUUGGGACAAAUUCAGCAGCAUCAGCCACCAGGGCCUGCCACAGUAUUACAACUUCACUUUUAUCAAGAUGCAGCCCAUUCUUUUCAAACCAUGAGCAUCAGUGUGUGACUGUGUGCGUGCGACAGAGAUUCUUUCAAGGUAAUGAAGGUCCACAAUCAUCGGUUUUAUCUGUCCUUUCCAUUACCAUCCUGCAGAUGAUUUUUUUCUGCAUGUUUACUAUUGUAUCGAUGAGCAGAUCUGCUUUCUUCUCAGCUGUCACUUUUUAUAGGAUUUCAUUCAGCACUGGUAAACACAGAUUUGCGAUCUAUUUCUAAACACGUUUUUUUUCUCAGGGUGUCCUGUGUGCAGCCAUUGGUGCCUUUGACGCUCACAGU
This is a messenger RNA of Neolamprologus brichardi, 1972 nucleotides long. RefSeq names its product phospholipase B domain containing 1a (gene plbd1a). Gene Ontology annotation, biological process: phospholipid catabolic process. The record is from RefSeq and is a predicted model, not a curated record. Gene Ontology annotation, cellular component: extracellular region. Gene Ontology annotation, molecular function: glycerophospholipase activity. NCBI's taxonomy places the organism in Eukaryota, Metazoa, Chordata, Actinopteri, Cichliformes, Cichlidae.